UCUCUCUUACCAAAUAAGAACAAAACAAGACAUAAUUUUCUCUGUUUUCCUAGCUCUCUCCUCUCAAAUUCUUCCAUUGCUCUCUGUUUUGGCAAAUCGUGAACUGCCACGUCUUUAAGGCAUCAGUGAAGCAAAGAUGGACUUUGACGAGGAGCUAAAUCUUUGUAUUACGAAAGGUAAAAAUGUUGAUCAUUCUUUUGGAGGAGAAGCUUCUUCCACGUCCCCAAGAUCUAUGAAGAAAAUGAAGAGUCCUAGUCGUCCUAAACCCUAUUUCCAAUCCUCUUCUUCUCCUUAUUCGUUAGAGGCUUUCCCUUUUUCUCUCGAUCCAACACUUCAGAAUCAGCAACAACAACUCGGAUCAUACGUUCCGGUACUUGAGCAACGACAAGACCCGACAAUGCAAGGCCAGAAGCAAAUGAUCUCCUUUAGUCCUCAACAACAACAACAGCAGCAGCAGUAUAUGGCCCAGUACUGGAGUGACACAUUGAAUCUGAGUCCAAGAGGAAGAAUGAUGAUGAUGAUGAGCCAAGAAGCUGUUCAACCUUACAUCGCAACGAAGCUGUACAGAGGAGUGAGACAACGUCAAUGGGGAAAAUGGGUCGCAGAGAUCCGUAAGCCACGAAGCAGGGCACGUCUUUGGCUUGGUACCUUUGAUACAGCUGAAGAAGCUGCCAUGGCCUACGACCGCCAAGCCUUCAAAUUACGAGGCCACAGCGCAACACUGAAUUUCCCGGAGCAUUUUGUGAAUAAGGAAAGCGAGCUGCAUGAUUCAAACUCGUCGGAUCAGAAAGAACCUGAAACGCCACAGCCAAGCGAGGUUAACUUGGAGAGCAAGGAACUACCGGUGAUUGAUGUUGGGAGAGAGGAAGGUAUGGCUGAGGCAUGGUACAAUGCCAUUACAUCGGGAUGGGGUCCUGAAAGUCCUCUUUGGGAUGAUUUGGAUAGUUCUCAUCAGUUUUCAUCAGAAAGCUCAUCUUCUUCUCCUCUCUCUUGUCCUAUGAGGCCUUUCUUUUGAAAAAGUUUAUAAACCCACAUUGUGUUGUAGGUUAUAGUUUAGGGUUAUGCUCAUUGGCAUUUGGAUGGAGGCAAUUUUUGUGAUCUCCCAUUCCACCACAUAUCAGUCAUUAUAUGUGUCUACCUUUUCUCUGUAUUUCUAUCAUUAUCAUUGUUUUUAUUAUGUGUCUGUAUGUGUUUCCCUAUUGCUACAUACAUAGAUGUCCUCUUUGUUCAUUGAGUUUGUUAUCUGUACUUUUACAACUUGGCAACAUCACAUAGUCUGCAGAGGUUGUUAUAAUGACCUCUGCCUAUCAUGCAAGAUCUUUAUGCAUCUUUGAGUUUCUACGAGAAGUCUCUGGAGAAGUCAAGUGACACUUCCAAAAGAACUAGAGGGUUCGAUUUAAUAGGCAAGAAGAAAGUCCCAAAAGUCU
Arabidopsis thaliana (thale cress) is the source of this 1427-nucleotide messenger RNA. Its product is annotated as Integrase-type DNA-binding superfamily protein. The record is from RefSeq and is marked reviewed. Gene Ontology annotation, molecular function: DNA-binding transcription factor activity; DNA binding. Gene Ontology annotation, biological process: regulation of DNA-templated transcription. Gene Ontology annotation, cellular component: nucleus. NCBI's taxonomy places the organism in Eukaryota, Viridiplantae, Streptophyta, Magnoliopsida, Brassicales, Brassicaceae. The transcript has a single exon. The coding region runs from base 137 to 1015 and encodes 292 amino acids.